Molecule: messenger RNA, 1295 nt
Organism: Musa acuminata AAA Group (dessert banana)
Lineage: Eukaryota; Viridiplantae; Streptophyta; Magnoliopsida; Zingiberales; Musaceae
Product: protein COFACTOR ASSEMBLY OF COMPLEX C SUBUNIT B CCB4, chloroplastic-like
Exons: 9
Coding region: 66-965 (299 amino acids)
Biological process (GO): cytochrome b6f complex assembly
Cellular component (GO): chloroplast
Source: RefSeq, a predicted model, not a curated record
UGCCGUCAUUAUUUAUCUUUUCUUUGCACGCUAUCUUGUUGGUUCUCCGACCGUUCCCUCCUCCGAUGUUCACUUCGUCUCCGUCGUUAAAAAUGGAGGUGAUUGGCUGCCUCUUCUCAAGAAGGUCUCUGUCUGCAUUUCCGAUUCUCCCUCCUCGCCGUCGCCGGUGCCCAUUUCAGUCUCCAUCCCUGGUUCCUCUCAUGAUGUCCUCCUCCCCUUCUUCUGCCCAGGAGGCUUACAAAGGGCCCCGACCAAGGAGGGAUUUGGUGGGCGAUUGGGUCUCCAACAAUAACGGGCUUGUCCGGAGCUUGCCCAUCUAUGUCGGUGGCCUCUCGUUGCUUGUCGUCCUCCUUAAUCGUGCCUUCUCUGGCAUCGCCCUUGUUACCGACGCUUCAAGUUCACAAUCUAGAGCAGAUAUUUUGACGCUUUCACUGUCUGUAACCAAUCUUCUCACUGGUCUGGUGUGGUUGUCGAUUCGUCCAAAAUAUGUUUCUCCGGUAAUUCCUUGUGGGGUAGAGUGUAUGCGAAUAAACUUGGAUAUUGCGGAUCUUGCCAUUCAUGAGUUGCGAUGGGUAUGGGAAUCUCUUUCAUCCACAACCUGUUGUAGAUCCUUGGUGGUUAUUUAUGGAGGAAAUUGCUUUCUUCAAAUUGGAAUUGCAGCUGAAUCCCAAAAUGAGACUGGAGUUGCAAUGGUAGUUGAUGUACAUAAAUUGCUUCAAGGAUCACUCUGUAGAAGUGCAAUUGGAUCUGGAAAACAAAGCUAUUUGGCGAACCUUUCUCUUUAUCCAGGAAGGUCUGAGCUUCCCUUUUUGCCAAGUAAUACACAGUCAGUAAUCUUACAACCGCUUGGAGAUAGAGGAAUUGCUAUCGUUGGUGGUGACAUUAUCAGGGGAUUCACCAAUCUUGAUCAGGCAUGGAUAACAUUAAUUGCAGAGAAGUUGGAUGCUACAUUGUCAGAAUUAUAGGGAGCAUUGGAGAUCCAUGAUUGUUUGAUUGUGGCAAGGAGGGAUGCCGAUGCCUUUGGCGUGGUGCAUUUAUAUGUUUCGGCAUGUCUACGAAACUAUUGGCAUGGCAGGAAUCGACUCCGUGAUUUGUUUGGCACCUUACAUAUUGGUGAACUUGACUAUCUGAGAUGGGUUUUUGUUUUGUCUAUUUUUUGUUGUUGUUGUUGUUUGGGCUACGUAUGAUCCAACUUUCUUUUAGGUGUAGUUUCAAUCCUUGUUCCUUUUUGUAUCACGGCCGCUUAUGAAUUCAUGGAACGCGUCAGUUGUAUGCUGUAAACUACCUUUUAUGUA